AUGCCCCUGACGAGCGUAGUUGCUGAUGCACUCGGCGUAGUCACAAUCUCUCUUGUCACACUUUUGGGUCUCAUCGGUUUGCUUUGCAUCUUAUACUCCUUUUACUUUCGCGACCACAUUCGUACCCAAACCCAUACCCAACUCGGAUACUUCAGUGGCCCGUGGAUUAUCCGUAUUAUUUUCAUCUUCUUCUCAAUCUUUUGGGGCUUCAGUGAAAUCCUACGUCUCGAAUUCUUGAGACGCGAAGAACACGAGUUCUGGCCCGUUGAGCCGGAAGUGGAACAUCAAAACGACGGUUUACGUUCUCCUAGGUUUCCUACCGUUGUUUGCGCUUCAAAUGACGGUUGUUUUCAUCGGACCUCGAUACGAAACGGAUUUGCAUUUGAACGAGAAAGUUUUUUUCCAUUACGGGUUUUGUUACUCGGUUUAUCUGUUUUGUUCAAGCCAGGGGACGCGGUGUUUGAAGUUCUUGCAUUUUUGGCUUUUCUUUCUCUUUUAUGUUGUUCUGGGGUUGGGAUUUGUGUUCUUGUUUACUUCCCGAUUGCAGACUCUUUGGCUUUGAAGAAUCUGCAAGAUAUCAGGGAACAUGAUACUCGGUCAUUACUUGCUAACCAUGGCCCACCUGAUGAUUUUACUACGGGGUCCACAAAAAGGGGGUCCAUCUCGUUUAGGGCUAUUGAAAGGGAGGAAAAUCUGGGAGGGUUUGUGGAGUUGAGUCUGUUUUCGCCUAGUCAGCAUUUGACCCCGAUGGGUUCACCUCAGGUUCAUGGCUGGCCGAUGCUUCCUUUGGGGUCGAGCUUGUGA
Molecule: messenger RNA, 804 nt
Organism: Lactuca virosa
Lineage: Eukaryota; Viridiplantae; Streptophyta; Magnoliopsida; Asterales; Asteraceae
Source: the annotation of a GenBank genome assembly